This is a messenger RNA of Rhododendron vialii, 1826 nucleotides long. RefSeq names its product 5'-adenylylsulfate reductase-like 4. Lineage: Eukaryota; Viridiplantae; Streptophyta; Magnoliopsida; Ericales; Ericaceae. The record is from RefSeq and is a predicted model, not a curated record. The transcript is spliced from 4 exons. The coding region runs from base 329 to 1288 and encodes 319 amino acids.
GGAAGGGAGCUGACUCAUCAGGGUACUGAAAAGCUUUACGUCCGCACCUGAUUGUCGAAUCACCCCCCACCCCUCUUCUCCUUCCGUGAAGCCUCCGAACCAGACAUACAUACAUACAUAUCUCCGCACGCGCGCGCGCACAUACAUCAAUAGAUUAUACAUGUGCGGUGUACUAUCUAUCUAUACACGCGCAAAUCCAGCCACAUCGCGACGUUGAUGCUCACGUUACAACCUCCACUGAACUAACAUGCUCCGGUUUCCAUCCCUUUCCUCGAUCUAGGGUUUUCUUCACUCUCGCCCUUGAUCAGGUACCUCUUUCGUCAUCGUGAUGGCGGUUAGGGCUUGGGGAUCGGGAUUGGUUCUCUUGCUGGUGUUUGGGAGGCUAGCGUGGGCCGAGCCCGUUAGGGUUACGUUCGCUCCAAUUUGUGCUGCGAAAUCGGUUGGGGAAUCGGUGUUGCUGGGGCUUGGAGAAUCUUCGAGGUGCCCGAGGAAUGGAUAUGAAUCGGUUGACUCUGUUCGUGUUACUGAGGGAGAUGAGGCCUCUUUGCAGAGGGCACUGAGUUUGGUCUACAAUAAUAGAGAUGAUUAUGUUGCUCUGCUCUUCUAUGCUUCUUGGUGUCCUUUCUCGGGAGCUUUCAAACCAACUUUGUCCAUUUUGUCAUCCUUGUAUCCCUCCAUCCCCCAUUUUGCAAUUGAAGAGUCAGUCAUCAGGCCAAGCACACUGUCCAAAUAUGGAGUUCAUGGCUUUCCCACCCUUAUGAUUCUUAAUUCGACCUUGCGUGUGCACUAUCAAGGCUCCCGGACACUUGGUUCUCUUGUUACUUACUACAAUGUUGUCACAGGCCUCAAGAGUGCAGCAUUCGAUGGAAACUCCCUGGAGGGAAUCGGGAGGUCAUCAGAUCACGAGGAACACAAUAAAGUUGAUCCGGAAAGCUGCCCAUUCUCAUGGGCUAGAUCUCCGGAGAAUUGGCUUCAGCAGGAGACCUAUUUAGCCUUGGCCACCGCUUUUGUCCUUUUGAGGUUGCUCUACUUCAUUCUCCCAACCGUGUUUGUAUUUGCUCAAUUGGCUUGGAGAAGACACAUCUCAAACAUGAGCUUGAAGGGAUUGUUGGAGCAUCCUCUUGCCUUUAUGAAUCGUGUGAUACAGUUGUUCCCUUCCCUAAAGGAGCCCCGGAAAAGAAGUAAUCUGCAAGAAGGAGCAAUGAAUGCGAAGGCAUGGGCUUCAAAAUCCUUGGCUUCAGUUUCCUUUGGGGAUGCGAGCGCCAGCCGGGUUGUGCCAGUAAGUUGAUCUAUCACUUUCUAAUUGCGGUGAUAAUAUCCUGUCUGGUUGCCGUUUCAUAGUCAGUUUUCCAAAUGAGUUUUACAAGAUUCUGUUUGGUUGUUGAUGGGUUUUGAAACUCGUUUUCAAGGAGCUAUAAUUUGUGGAAAUAACUCACUGUCUAGAGAAUUGUAAAAUGGUAAACUCUUGUUCUCGGAAAACCAUUCCGCUCAGACCUGAAUGAGAUACUAAAAAACGAGGAGUGUUUGUUUUCCGAAACAGUUUUCUGAAGAGUGUUUAUCCUAAAGUGAUUCUUGAAAUUGCAACUAAACAUGGCCGCAUUACUGAUUCAUCUUCGCGACAGAAUCUUUCAUUUUAGUAUAGAAGUUUGUGUCCAGAAUUACUGUGAUAAUUUAGUUAGUUUUUCAUUUCCGGUUCCAUGUUUCAUUGUAAGGUGGAAAAACUUGCCUUGUCUGACUCUUGCAGCAAAUUCAACUGUAUUUUUAUGUAACCUAGAAUAGAAAUUGUUAUCGUUGUCUGAGAAAUAAGACGUGUUUGUGAAUGUGAA